UUAACAGUGGACUCGUCCAUAAGGAUAUAAAGCCGGAUCGUCAGACAGUCAUUUACUCUUUCAUCAGGCUAGAGCCUGAGACAGUGAUGGACACGGAAAAAAACUGCUCUGUUCGCCAGCAUACCACGGAUAAAACACCCGUAAAGUUAAAUUGUCCAUUGGAGGGCUGCCAUGCCAGAAAUAUUGCCCGACUGGAUCGACACUUGCACAGGAUUCACGAUAUUCAGACAGUCAACCCAGAGUAUGCUGCACUCAUGUCCAAGGCUAAAGCUACAGUUGACCGAAGGUCCACAAGCAAUGUCACUGAUAAUUGGAUGCAGGAGCAGCCGGAGGAAAGACAUAAGUCGACCGAGAAAACGCAUACUCUCAGUUCAGACCCGGGUGUUCACCAAGAGUCGGCUCCGCCGACUUUAAUGCCCUCGGGAAGGGAGCCAGCAUGUACAAAAACGCUGCCGACUGUCACGGGGCUGCGACAACAGCUACGAGCCACAGAGGACACCUCGGCAGCUACUGGGACUGGCUCGGUACGCCCAGAGAGUAGCACAUCUUGUAGCGGCACAUACCUGUCGCCGUCCUCAGCAUCUGAAGAUGAUGAUUCCUCCUCCUCCUCCUCCUCCUCCUCCUAUACAGAGCAUGGACCUUCAAGCCCCGAGCCAAGAAGCCAACGUGACCCCAAAGCGCUUCAGCUGUACCGAGCGUUUCUGUCAGGACCGCUACCCACUGCAAAGGGCCGGGACAACACGAAACAGGCGGUUCAGCAUAUCCGACUAUUCUUGCAACACAUGGCCAGGUUACCAGAGGGGCCAGUCAGGAACGACUUGCGGUUCUUGCGCCACGCCUCACGGAGCCAGUCGUGGUUCGAUGAGUUGAUGAGAUCAGGAUUGAAACCUACCACGGUCCACAGUUACCUACAGGACGUACUUUCUUUCCUGCGGUACCUGCAUGAGGCUGACUUAAGCCACGUAAAACUUUCUGAACGGAACAUACGCUCGUUAAUGUUCCUCCUCAAAUCGUUCAGAAAGCAGGGGAAAAGGCAACUCUCGCUGCACCGUCAAUUGGUACAAGACCAUGGGCAAGAGCGGCUCAUCCCUAAAAACAAGCUCCAGUGCUUUAACCAGCAAUGCGAGACGGCGAUACCUGAACUACUUGAUCUCUGCGAGUCGGCACCUUCCAACGCCUGCACCCUGGUCGGCCUUCUGUGCGGGAGGCUGUUGUUGCACAAUGGUCAUCGUAGGGGGGUCGUAAUGAAUAUGAGUCUGCUUGACUUUGACGGUGCCAAAGCCUACACGGGGGAGUUCCACAUCAGCGUGAGUAACCACAAAACGGCAGCGACCUUCGGGAAAGCGGUGUUGGUGGUGAGCACCCUGGAGCAUCAAUGGCUCUUGCGGUAUGCCGCAAUGAGACACAAACUCCCGGGAUACAGCUACAAACCAACCACGUUUUUCUUUACCAACAAGGGCAACCCUAUCAAGAAGAUCGGAAGAGCCAUUUCGAAAGCUUGGAAGUACUGGGGGCUGGGAGACGACAUUACCACAGGCAUGAUUCGCUCUGCGGUGGUCACCUAUACUUGGGCAACUCAUAACGAAGUUAACAAAACUGCAGUUUCGAGACACAUGGCGCACAGCCUGAGAACACAGGAGAGCUUCUACGUCCAUGACCAAGCCCCGGCUGACCACCAACGAGCAAGACGCCUCAUCGGGGAGAGCCUGGAGCUUACCGACAGCCUGCCGCCCCUGGUCGCUCACUCUGCCUCCACAGAGGACACCUGUUUAAAUGCACCGUCUCAGGAUCUGUCUGAUUUUAAUAAAGUGCUUUAGACUCAAAA
Molecule: messenger RNA, 1825 nt
Organism: Acipenser ruthenus (sterlet)
Lineage: Eukaryota; Metazoa; Chordata; Actinopteri; Acipenseriformes; Acipenseridae
Exons: 8
Coding region: 87-1817 (576 amino acids)
Biological process (GO): DNA recombination; DNA integration
Molecular function (GO): DNA binding
Source: RefSeq, a predicted model, not a curated record